CGCCGAUAAACCCACUAAAGAAAGAAAAAAAGAGCUCGCGUGUGAUAUGUUUGUGUAUCCUCCUCAGUGUUUUUCUCGUAGACAGUAAAAAGUUGAGUGUAAACAGAGUCUUGUCUCUGUGUAUUUUAGUGUUGAGAUGUUGAUGAUGACAGAUGAGAUGUGCUGUAAAUUAGUAGGAACUGAUCUGUCCAUGCUGGAUAUUGAUGAUUUCAUCACAGAAAUCUCUCAGCUGAAGAAAGAGGUGGCGUUACUGGAGACAAAGCUGAGGUCAAGAGGAGAUGAAGGAGUGAAGAGAGAGGAUGUGGUUUGUUGUGAAUCUUCAGUGUAUGUGACUGAUGGAUGUCUGGAUUCAGUGUGGAUGAGCAGAGAUCAGAGGCGCACACCACAGCCACUGCUGGACUCUAAACUCUCUGAAGAGAAAUCCAGACACACACAGGACUCAGAGCUCAGUCUCACUUUACUCUCUUAUACUGAGUCAAAGCCCACAGACGCUCAGGACACUGUGUGUGACAGUAAUCAGGGCUUACAGGAUGAGGAAUCUACUGAUCAAACCUCCACAGAGUCUCUGGAUUCUGUCUGUAACGCUGGAGAACAGCAGCAGAUCCUGCAGACCACACUGAAGAUGUGUUCAGUCAAACUGAUCGACUGCAGGAACCUGAUGAUGAAGACAAAAACAGAACCAACAGAAGAGGAAGAUCACAAUUAUAAAGAGGAAGACAAUCAUGCAGAUGAUUUAAUUCAAUCAGAUGUGAAGAGUGAAUCAUGUUGUGAUGGAGAAACGUCCUCAACAUCAGAAGAUCGACUGACAGCACAAACUCUUUCCUGCAUCACCUGUGGAAAGACAUUCAGCUCACAGAGACAUUUAAAGAGACAUGAGAGAAAACACACAGGACAGAAACUCAGCUUUACUACCUUACAAGAGAAGAAACUUCAUCAUUCAAAAGAGCACGAAGAGAAGAAGAUGAAAAGGUUUCACUGUGAGCAGUGUGGGAAGAAUUUUGUCUUCUUAUCUCAGCUGAAAGCUCACAUGAGGACACAUAGUGGUGAAAAGUCUUUCUACUGCACUGAAUGUGGAAAUUACUUCAGCACCAAACAAAGUCUUGAUGCUCAUCAGAGAAUUCACACAGGAGAAAAACCAUACGAGUGUCCUCACUGUGAGAUGAGAUUCAGCCUUAAAACCUGUCUGAAGAAACAUGUGUUUAUACACACCAAUAAGAGACCGUAUCAGUGCAGUGAAUGUGACAAAACCUUUAGGCAUUCAGCUUCAUUAAAAAGACACCAGAAUAUUCACUCUAAAGAGAAACUCUAUCAAUGUUCACAUUGUGAUAAACGUUUCUGUUAUGAAUCUAGUCUGAUAUGCCAUGAGAGAAUUCACACUGGAGAGAAACCGUAUCACUGUAUUAUCUGCUGGAAGAGUUUUAAUCUACAUUACAAAUUACUGUUACACCAGAGAACUCAUACAGGUGAAAAACCUUACAAAUGCUCUCAGUGUGAGAAGACGUUUACUCAGUCAGGUCACUUAAAAAUCCAUGAGAGAGCUCACACUGGAGAGAAACCUUACGCCUGCUCUCACUGUGCAAAGAGAUUCAAGAAUCCAUCUUGUUUCAGAGUUCAUCUGAGAAUUCACACUGGAGAGAAACAUCAUCACUGUAGUGUCUGUGGGAAGAGUUUUAGGCGACAUGAUCAAUUAAUGAAACACCAGAGAACUCAUACAGGUGAAAAGCCUUACAAAUGCUCUCAGUGUGAUAAGAUGUUUAAUCAGUCAAGUCACUUAAAAGCCCAUGAGACAGUUCACAGUGGAGAGAAACCUCAUCACUGUAGUGUCUGUGGGAAGAGUUUUAAUCUACGUGACAAAUUAGUAAAGCACCAGAGAACUCAUACAGGCGAAAAACCUUACAAAUGCUCUAAGUGUGACAAGAUGUUUACUCGGUCAAGUACAUUAAAAAUCCAUGAGAGAAUUCACACUGGAGAGAAACCUUACGCCUGCUCACACUGUGAAAAAAGAUUCAAUAAUCCAUCUCAUCUCAGAGUUCAUCAGAGAAUUCACACUGGAGAGAAACCUCAUCACUGUAGUAUCUGUGGGAUGAGUUUUAAUCUACGUGACAAAUUAGUAAAUCACCAGAGAAUUCAUACAGGCGAAAAACCUUACAAAUGCUCUCAGUGUGAGAAGACGUUUACUCGGUCAAGUACCUUAAAAAUCCAUGAGAGAAUUCACACUGGAGAGAAACCUUACGCCUGUUCGAUCUGUGGAAAGAGAUUCACUUAUCCAUCUCAUUUCAGAGUUCAUCUGAGAAUUCACACUGGAGAGAAACCUCAUCACUGUAGUCUCUGUGGGAAAAGUUUUAAUCGACAUGAGAAUUUGGUGAAUCACCAGAGAACUCAUACAGGUGAAAAACCUUUCAAAUGCUCUCAGUGUGAGAAGAAGUUUAAUUCGCCAAGUAACUUAAAAAUCCAUGAGAGACUUCAUACAGGAGAGAAACCUUACGUCUGCUCGAUCUGUGGAGAGAGAUUUACUCAUCAUGGAAGUCUUCAGUAUCAUCAGAAGAAACACACUGAAGAACAAACUACACUUAAAUCAUCAUAGUGACUUAACCCUUAUGUACUUUUGGGGACAUUUUCAUCCACUAUGGGGUGCUUUUGAGUGGUAAUUUGGCCACACCUUUCUCUGUGUUUCAGCAAAAAAAAAGACAGAAGGGUCUUAGAAGGUUAAUUAAAUUGUCAUUCAUUUAUUCAUUUUAGAAAUCAUGUUUUUUCUUAUUUUUCUUAUUCUUUUAUAUUAUAUUCAAUUCAUUUGAUCUAGUUACUCUAUUCUACAUUAUUUUUCUUAAUAUUGUUUAAAUCUUAUGUUGACACUGCUGUAUUGUCUUUUAAUGAUGAUUUGAGUCUUCAGUGUUCUCAAUUUCAAGGUUUUCACAAAAAUGUGUUUUCCAUUUGAAAUCAUUCCUAAAAAAUCUAUUUUUAAAGCUCACGUAACACACGCUGUUUCUGCAUUUCUGAUAUUAAUCUGGAGUACCUAUAGAGUAGUAUGACAUCCUUUAUAUCUCUGAAGAGUCUUUAGUUUAAUUAGAUUUAUAAAAGAAAGAUUAGCUUUACCGAAUCUUUCCGAUAACGUACGAAAAAAUGAAGAAGGAGGAGUUAUAACACGGGAGGAGCGAGUACGAGUCAUACAACACUAUACAACACUGUUUUAACUUAUGAUUUACUACAUGUUUGUGUCAUUUAUAUAAUAUACACGCGCCUAUUUCCAACAUAAGACAGAAGUCUUACUUACCACGUGUAACUCGUCAUGACCCGGUUCUGAAAAUCCACUGCAUCAAACACACACGCAAAACUCCGCUGCUAAUCCGGAUAAUAAACUAUAUCCAUUGUUUCCAUAAGGCUGGAUGUCUUCUCCUUACAUCCAAAAACACACUUCUUGUUGUGCCAUUGUUGACUUUUGAAAUUAAACAAGGCUGAGUGGCGUGAUAAGCUGUUAGCAAGCUCUAGCGUCUCCCGCUGACUGACGGCUGGGCGGGGUUUUCCGGGGGAAGUUUUCCGGCGGAAGCCCAUAUAAAGAAGUGAUACGUAUCGAAAACCCCUGAAACGUCAGUUAGAACCGUAAUCGAAAAAAUUAGCCGAAAUUUGUACGAACCCUGGCGAAGUGCAUUCGGCACAGAAAUACUCUGAAACACGCCCAACUGCAUUUUUGACACUUUGCCUACGUUUAGCAUGAGGAAACAACUCUAUAACUGUGUUAAUAAGUCAGAAUGCUUGAAAUACCAUUAACCCCCCCCUUUAAUAUCUCAAGACUCCUGCUAUUGAAAACAGGUCCAUCCACACCAGCUAGCAUGUUGGCUUAGCACACAUCAAAACACGAAAAAAUAAUUGGAGAAAAAAAAUGGUUUAAGUCCUAAAUUACCAUGUGAUCUGAUGUGUCUCUCACCCUCCUCUCCACCUUUAAGCUCAGAGGACCUUAAAGCUCAUUCCUAAACUGUACAUGAAAUGCUACAUUCUAGAUGCACAAAGAAUCUGAAUCUGGUCUUGUUUGAUGUCAUUUGAAAUGUCUCAGUGCAAGUGGUACAAUGGUUUUACUCGUAUAAUAACAGAAAUCAAUGUUAAAGUGUAACAGUAAAUUAAGCAAACUUCACUAAAUGUUGGAACACACCUCAUACCUUAGAAAUAUAAACCAGUUCCCCACUUUAUGCAGAUUAAGUACAGCCCCUGAGUUCACAACUCAAUUAGUACUAAAUCCCUUAAUUUGGUCUGACGAAUCAGUUAACUCUGCCUACCAGGGUUAAAUAUUGGCAUAUCGACUGCCAUUAAUUAUGAACAGGCAAAUAUGAACAAAUCAAAUCACGAAAAAUACUAUUGCGAUUAAAAUAGCAACAAACAUGUAAAACAUCUAAAUUGUAUUAAACUCAUGACACUGUGUGUCUGAAACCAUCUUGUGAAAUAAACGCAUGAUUUAAUAAAGGCAGAUUAAUGCAGA
Molecule: messenger RNA, 4468 nt
Organism: Misgurnus anguillicaudatus (oriental weatherfish)
Lineage: Eukaryota; Metazoa; Chordata; Actinopteri; Cypriniformes; Cobitidae
Biological process (GO): regulation of immune system process; negative regulation of transcription by RNA polymerase II; regulation of cytokine production
Cellular component (GO): nucleus; nucleoplasm
Molecular function (GO): RNA polymerase II cis-regulatory region sequence-specific DNA binding; DNA-binding transcription repressor activity, RNA polymerase II-specific
Source: RefSeq, a predicted model, not a curated record